Cajanus cajan (pigeon pea) is the source of this 2805-nucleotide messenger RNA. RefSeq lists its product as uncharacterized. The record is from RefSeq and is a predicted model, not a curated record. Gene Ontology annotation, molecular function: lipid binding. Gene Ontology annotation, cellular component: endoplasmic reticulum. NCBI's taxonomy places the organism in Eukaryota, Viridiplantae, Streptophyta, Magnoliopsida, Fabales, Fabaceae.
UCCUCUUUCUCUCUCUCUCUCACUACUUAUAGAGCACGAGUCGUAAACUUUCCCAUUUUUCUUAACUAUCCAUUUUAUUUUUCUCCGUUGGUUUCAAAGGCUAUGGUUUUGGGUUUGAUUCUGGUUGGGUUCGGUCUCGGGGUUGUGGCGGUUGUUGCUGCGGAAGCUCUGGGGUUGUUGUGGAUCAUGAAACGGUUGCGUCACAAGAUCAACAGUGAUGAAGCCUGCUUCUCCUCCCAAACCCUUGCUACUCCACUGCUUGAUCCUCAACAGUCUCUGGAUUUCGCGUUUAGAAAGCAGGGUGUGGUUUGGGUUCUAGAAUCAGGGAAAAUUUCAAAUCUGUCAAGAGAGCGAAAAAGGAAGGAGAUCUUGGAGGUUUCCCCUGUUAAGAUGUAUGGACAAAUCAAGGGUCAGUCGCUUGUUCUGAGGGAACCUGAUGGUUUGCACACGACGAUUGAACUCAAGGGCUGUGCAGUUCAAGCUGUGUCAGCAUCGAUACUUUCUUCAAGAAAAUGGGCAAAGAAGUUCCCUAUCAAAGUGGAAAACCCAACAUCUGUAAUAUACAACGGAAGCAAAACUAUUUAUAUAUAUCUUGACACUUCAUGGGAGAAAGAAGCAUGGUGUAAGGCCCUCUAUCUGGCUUCAUGUGAUCGAAAGGAAAAAAUCAAAUGGUUUACCCAGUUGGAUGAAGAGUUUCAUAGUUAUCUGACAUCCUUGAAUUCUGUAUACCAUUCUUUGAUGAAACCACCUAUAGGAUCAAGUGUUGAGGUAAUAGAAAGGGCUAGCAAGCCUGAUGGUUCUUCUUCAAAGGUUCGUCAAUUUUUGAAAAAGGUUGCUAAAAGAACUUCCCGAGUUGGCUUGGAAAAUAUAUCAACGUGGACUUCACUGUCAGGUAAUGAAGGGAAAAAGAAUACCGAGAAGCUUCGUGCUUGUCAAGAUGUUAUUUUGGCUACUGGUUUGUUGAAGACUGCUUCAACAUCAAAGCAUCUUAAAAAUUCCAUGGUAGACGAUUCUCCACUAUUAUCUUCUAAGUCAUCUCAUUCAGGAAGCCAGAGUCUUCACUCUGUCAGCUCUGAUGCAGAUGCUGAUGAGAAGUUUGGUAUUGAUGAAGGAACUUUGUGCUGGAAUUUGUUGAUUUCCCGGCUCUUUUUUGAUGCCAAAGGAAAUGAGCAGUUGAAGAGAUCUAUGCUAGAAAGGAUUCAGAAAUCAUUGUCCAAUAUGAGAACUCCUAGUUAUAUUGGUGAAGUCAUCUGUAACAAUAUCAAUACUGGGAAUGUUCCACCUUGCAUUACAGGAAUGAGGGUUCUUCCUAUGGAAAUGCGCGAGGUAUGGGCUGUAGAGGUUGACAUUGAAUAUUCUGGAGGUGCACUAUUAGAGAUUGAAACAAGACUUGAGGUUCGUGAACUGGAGCUCCAGGCAGGGACCCUGGACUCAAAUCCAGAGACAAACAGUGCUGGAGAUGCCCCAUCAGAUCUUCUUGAAGGUUUUGAAUAUAUUGGAAAACAAUUUAAUUUUGCAGAAAGAACAAAUGAUUUACAAGAGCAAAAAGAAAAUGGUGAAAUGAACACGGAUGUUUCUAAGAGCUUUAAGAGCACCAUGUCUUCCCUAAAUCAAGGAUCAAGAUGGAAAUCUAUAUUAAAUUCUGUUGCCAAACAGGUUUCACAGGUUCCUCUCUCUUUGGCAAUAAGAGUGGCUUCCCUCAGAGGGACAUUGCGGUUGCAUAUAAAGCCACCUCCCUCUGAUCAAUUGUGGUAUGGUUUCACAUCAAUGCCAGAUAUCGAUUUCAACUUGGAGUCAUCUGUUGGAGAACAUAAGAUAACUAAUACACACUUUGCUUUAUUCCUAGUCAAUAGGCUAAAGACUGGAAUUCGGGAAACUUUAGUGCUCCCAAAUUGUGAAAGUGUAUGCAUCCCAUGGAUGUUAGCAGAAAAGGAUGAUUGGGUUCCUCGAACUGUUGCUCCAUUCAUAUGGAUUAACCAAGAAAUUGGAAACGAGACUUCCACUUCGAUUGAUACCAAUAAUCAACCUUAUGAAGAAGUGAAAGCUAGGUCGGAAGCUGGCGCAAGCACCUCAAAUAAUGAUCCAGAGCACAAACAACAAAAUCCCAGGAAUGUUGAAUCUUGUCAAGAAGCAACAAACAAAUCAUCAGAUUCUCUAGCAUUUCCAUUAAGUUCCUCUAAUUCAGUAACUCUAGAAAGCAGCAGUAGUUUGGAAGAACUGAAUACACCAUUGUUAGAGAAUGACAAACCUCAAAAAUCUACAGAUUUGAAAGAAUUUAGGACAUCAAUGGUACAGAAUGACAGACUACUCGAAACUACUGAACAAAAUAUGGAGAAUAAUUCUGAGUCCCAAUCACAACACGGUAGUGUGGUGAUGGAGAAACGAAAUCAUUCUAUUGAACAGGAAGAUGGGCUUCCAAAGAAAAUGGGGAGAAGGGAAAGAAUGCUUGAUUUGGGGAAGAAGAUGAGCGAGAAAUUGGAAGAGAAAAGGCGUCACAUUGAAGAAAAGAGCAGGCACAUUGUUGAAAAGAUGCGAGGACCAUGAGAAAUAUAAACCAGGUAAAUGACAGAAUGUAUAUGUUGUUUAUGAUCUGUUGAUGAUACGAAAGACGAGUACUAUCCAUGCAAAAGCAGAAUGUGUGGCAUCUGAUAUUGUUUCAUUAAAUGAGUUUUAUUUUUAUAUUUUCAGGCUGCUUAGACGAUCAAAAUCUUAAUAGAACUCUUAAAAUUUAGGUUUUGGUCUAAUUCAAACCCACAAAAACAUUAGAAAAUUCAUUUAAUGUCGAGUUCUAUAGAUUCAUGCUCA